Molecule: messenger RNA, 2433 nt
Organism: Leptosia nina
Lineage: Eukaryota; Metazoa; Arthropoda; Insecta; Lepidoptera; Pieridae
Source: the annotation of a GenBank genome assembly
AUGAUUGUAGUGGUCAUUAAUUACUCGGCCAUAACAACCGGCGUCGCGCAGCCUCUGGCUACAGCAGGCACCAUUAGUUUCCCAGCACACUGGGGCGUGGGCGUCGGGGGUGUGGCGCGGGGCGUGGGCGUCCCCGUGCCGCCCCCCGGCGACCUCCUCGCCACCAUCUCCAUGUUCGAGCAGCAGAUCAAGGCUGAACCUAUGAGUUUUUACACAUCACACUCUCAUGUGAAUACUGGCCCUCCAACUAUAGUCCGCACCGAUUCACAUGGCAUCAUCAGUAUGAACCAGCACCAUCCCCAGGAGGACUCAAAAGACAGCCUCAUAGUACAACAUCAAGUACAACACCAAGACCUGCUCGAUCAACAUCAGCAACAGGAUAUGCAACAGGAUGAUGAGGUAGAUAAUUUAAGUUUCAAAGGAAUGGAUGACGAUGGUGUUGAGAUGGACAUGGAUGGACGGCAAUGUUCACAGGGUAUGGGUGUUGACAUGGGAACAGUACAGACGAAGAUGGAAGUGUCUAAUGGCCAAGGGGUACCACGAUCUAAACCACAAGCAUGCAAGGUAUGCGGUAAAGUGUUGUCGUCCGCAUCCUCCUAUUACGUUCACAUGAAACUUCAUUCGGGCAAUAAACCUUUCCAGUGCACGGUAUGCGAUGCUGCAUUCUGUCGCAAACCAUAUCUGGAGGUGCAUAUGCGCACGCACACAGGCGAAAGACCAUUUCAGUGUGACCUUUGCCUCAAGCGUUUCACUCAGAAGUCCAGUCUCAACACGCACAAACGCGUCCACACUGAUGAGCACCUUCGGGCAUUGAUGGUGAAGGACCGGCCGUACAAGUGUGAGCUCUGUCAGAUGCGCUUCACGCAGAGUUCCAGCCUCAACCGCCACAAGAAAAUACAUACGGAGGAGCACAGACGAGCCCUGUUAGAGAAAGUGCGGCCGUACCAGUGCCACAUCUGUUUUAUGCGCUUCACUCAGAAGUCCAGCCUUGGCCGACAUGGAAAGAUACACACGGAGGAGCACAUCCAAUCGCUGAUCAACAAAGUGCGCCCCUAUCAAUGCGACAUCUGUGACAAGCGCUUCACUCAGAAGUCCAGCCUGGGCACCCAUAAGCGUAUACACACCGGCGAGCGGCCCUUCCAGUGCACCGUCUGCCUCAAGUCCUUCACGCAGAAGUGCGCCCUCAAUUUGCACGAAAAAAUACAUACGGUGCAAGGGCGUCCAUUCGCGUGCGGGCUUUGCCCGGCGGCGUUCGCCCGUCGCCCCUACCUGGACAUUCACAUGCGCACGCAUACAGGCGAGCGGCCCUAUCAGUGCGACGCGUGUCUGAAGCGCUUCACGCAGAAGUCCAGCCUCAAUAUACAUAGACGGACGCACACAGUCCAGGGCAGACCGUUCCAGUGCCUGUCGUGUCCCGCGGCCUUCACCUGCAAGCAAUACCUGGAGAUACACACGCGGACGCACACGGGCGAGCGGCCAUAUCAAUGCGACAUCUGCCUGAAGCGCUUCACGCAGAAGUCCAGUCUCAACAUUCACAAGCGGACGCACUCAGUGCAGGGGCGGCCUUUCCAGUGUCUGCAGUGUCCCGCGGCCUUCACCUGCAAGCAGUACCUCGAGAUCCACAAUCGCACGCACACGGGCGAACGGCCCUACCAGUGCGACGUGUGUCUUAAGAGAUUCGCGCAAAAGUCGACGCUAAACAUACACAAAAGAACGCACACAGUGCAAGGGCGGCCGUAUCAGUGCAUGGAGUGCCCGGCGGCGUUCACUUGCAAGCCGUACCUGGACAUACACAUGCGCACGCACACAGGCGAGCGGCCCUUCGAGUGCGAUGUCUGUUACAAACGCUUCACGCAGAAAUCCACCCUCAACAUUCACAAGCGCAUUCACACCGGGGAACGCCCCUACGCUUGUGAUAUCUGUCAAAAAAGAUUUGCCGUGAAGAGUUAUGUCACGGCUCAUAGAUGGUCUCACGUGGCGGACAAGCCGCUGAGUUGCGAGCGAUGCUCUAUGACGUUCACGUCCAAGUCCCAGUUCGCACUACACAUCCGUACGCACGCGGCCGGUCCCUGCUACGAGUGUAGUGUCUGCGGCAGGACCUUCGUGCGAGACAGCUAUCUUAUACGUCAUCAUAAUCGCGUGCACCGCGACAGCCAUAGCAACAUGUCGGCCAACAGCGGUGUCAUCAGCAACGCAGGAAAUGGAGGGAACAAUUCUAGCAACUACGAUUCGCCCGGCGUCUGUGACUUAAGCUUUGUCCCAAUGGUGAACCGAUACCUAACUUCUCAGGGUACGCAGGUGUCCCUCGACGGCACUACCAAGAUGUCCGCUAUGUCGCCUCAGUCCAUCGCAUCUAUUUCGUCCCCCCCUCCGUCGCACACACCCACGCCGCAACCCCAACAGAUGACGUCAGGGAUGCGACUUUCGGACUGA